GAGGCCAUUGCGGACGUGAAGAAAAUCUCCCUUUUGUGGACCUUGACUUUCCUGAGCAUGGAGAGAGCAAAGGACAAAGAGUGCAACUCUGCAAAGAAGUUAGCAGAAGAAAGUAAUAGUUGCACAUCCAAAGCCAUGUCAGCAGAAACUGAAGAAGAGGAACAGGGGGCUUCUGGUGAAGCAAGUAUGCAAAAUAACUCAAGGAAUGAGGCCAAAAGAAAAAGAUCAAUGAAAAAUGACGAAGCUACCUGUCCGAAAAAGAUGCCUCAGUGUUGUAGCGGUAUGAAACCUCAGAAGAUGCAGAUUCCUCCACUCCCUUCUAUCCUCCCACCGGCCAACCUGAUUCACAGAGACGUUCUUCGGGCUUGGUGCCAGCAAUUAAAAUUGAGCACCAAAGGCCGGAAACUGGAUGGAUAUAAACGACUCUGUGAACAUGCUUACCCUAAUCAAAAAGACUUCCCUGCCACAGCAGAGGAAGCCAGGAUCCUGUCACCAUCAAGAAGAAAGUUAAUGAUGGACAGGGGGGAGCUACCGCUGGAGGCUUCUGAUAAAAAGAUGUCUUUUGGAGGUGCUGCUCCUGCUGGUGGGGCACCUGCCCUUGAAGGAGCUGCUGCUCAUGAGGGAGUUGUAUCAACUUCUGACACAGAAGCUGUGUUUGCUUCCUGGAGUAGGAUUGUGUCCGAGGCCGGGAGGGUGCAAGCAGUGGAAUCACGAGAGACUUGUGAGGUCAAGUGGUGCGUGGUCCAUGGGCGAAGUCUCCCUGGUAACACAGAGGGCUGGGUUCAUUUACAGUUUCAUGCUGGGCAAGCCUGGGUUCCUGAGAAGCGAAGGAGGGUAUCUGCACUCUUUUUGCUACCUGCCAACACGUUCCCACCUCCUUACCUGGAGGAUAAUAUGCUGUGCCCUGAAUGUGUUCAAAGGAAUAAAGUAUUAACGAAAAGCCUGCAAUGAGAGAAAGGGUACAGCUAUGAUUACGAUUAACGAUAGAGUGACUACAAUCAAUGCCAUGGUGCCAUUUGACAGCUGAACUCGGGCCAGGGAGCUCCGUGUUCUCCAUGCUUCCUGCUUACAUGGUGCACAGCCUGGUGGGUUGCAUGAAAAAAAUCCUGUGAACUCCUAGACAGGAAGCAAAAGUGGAAGCAGCUGCUCUCCAGAGAUUCCCAGCCCCAAGACAGCAGAGGAGAAAGGAGAUGGGGACAUUUUCAAAAUACUAAUUUCUGGAGUUCCC
Sus scrofa (pig) is the source of this 1228-nucleotide messenger RNA. RefSeq names its product developmental pluripotency associated 4 (gene DPPA4). NCBI's taxonomy places the organism in Eukaryota, Metazoa, Chordata, Mammalia, Artiodactyla, Suidae. Gene Ontology annotation, biological process: system development. The record is from RefSeq and is a predicted model, not a curated record. Gene Ontology annotation, cellular component: nucleus. Gene Ontology annotation, molecular function: chromatin binding.